This is a messenger RNA of Perca flavescens (yellow perch), 5651 nucleotides long. RefSeq names its product sorting nexin 13 (gene snx13). Gene Ontology annotation, molecular function: phosphatidylinositol binding. Gene Ontology annotation, cellular component: early endosome. The transcript has 25 exons. The record is from RefSeq and is a predicted model, not a curated record. NCBI's taxonomy places the organism in Eukaryota, Metazoa, Chordata, Actinopteri, Perciformes, Percidae. Bases 299 to 3238 code for a protein of 979 amino acids.
ACGCGUGUAUCGUUACAGUAGUUUGUUUUUCAGUGAUAGACACGGCUAGCUAGUUAGCUUGUAGCAGCUAGCGCCUUCGCGUUAGCCCCAUAGUAGCCCCACAGGUAAACACAGCCUGAUAGGGAGAGGACGGCACACAGCCGCUGUGCUUUCAGAAAGGCUGUCUUCUAUAAGUGGCAGUCAGCCCGGGAUUAGCUACAUAGGUAACGCCAAGUUAAUACGAUGAGCUCAGGAUAUCCUCACUGUCAACACCGUGCUUGAAUUUACACAGGCAAUGUCGGUAGUAUGCGUUUAGAGUAUGAGUAACGUCCCUCAACAACGAAUUUCUUCUACAUCACAACAAACACAGGCCAGUCUGUCCAUCUGGGGAUGGGGGGGUCUUGGAGUCGUGCUGUUCCUCGUCACCUUUGGACCCUUUGCCAUAUUCUACCUGGCCUUUUAUAUCUUCUGCUUCAUUGGAGGGGGCUUUGCGGUCACUCUGCUGUAUGGAAAGAUCAACUCAGAGAAACACCUGGAAAAGUGCGAGCAGUCUUACUUGCCACCCACACAAAUUGGUAUACUAAAGACAUUGGAUGAAAUGAAGCUGGAGAUGAAGCCCAUAAAGAUUGACAGGAGACUGACUGGCUCCAGUUUCAUAGAUGAGCCACUACAACAGGUGAUCCAGUUUGCCCUGAGAGAUUAUAUCCAGUACUGGUACUACACUCUGAGCGAGGAUGAGUCCUUCUUAUUGGAGAUCAGACAGACGUUGCAGAAUGCCCUCGUCCAGUUUUCUACACGGUCCAAAGAGGUGGACUGGCAGCCUUACUUCACCACUCGCCUGGUGGACGACUUUGCCACCCAUUUACGUGUCUUUAGAAAAGCCCAGGAUCGCCUCGCUGACAGAGAGGACAAGCAAAGGGACAUAACCGAGGAGCUGGUGGACUCCUUCUUUGAGGCUGAGGUGGAGAUGGAAAGGAAGAUUUGUCGAGACGUAGUGUGCACUUCACACAAAGAUGAAGAAGGUUUUCUUCGGGACUUGUGUGAGUUGCUUCUUUAUCUGUUACUACCUCCUGGAGAUUUCCACAACAAGAACAUGAGAUACUUCCUAAGGGAGGUGCUGGCGCGUGGUGUGCUACUUCCUCUGAUCAACCAGCUUAGCGACCCAGAUUACAUCAACCAGUUUGUCAUCUGGAUGAUACGGGACUCCAGCUGUAACUAUGAAGCCUUCAUGAACAUCCUGAAGCUGACAGAUAAGCCUCCUGAGCUAGAAGCUGUCAAGGACAAGGUGCUAGAGGAGCUGCAGUACCUCCGCUCUCUGGACACCGCAGGAGAUGACAUCAAUGUGAUUAAGAACCAGAUUAACAGUCUUCUGUUUGUGAAGAAGGUGUGUGAGACCAGGAUCCAGAGACUUCACUCUGGCAAGGAGGUGGAUGCCUUGAAGCUGGCAGCCAACUUUGGCAAGCUGUGUGUUAUCCCACUGGAUCACAUCCUCAUCCACAACAUAGCCCUGCAGUUCUUCAUGGAUUUCAUGCAGGCAGCAGGUGCCCAGGCAGAGCUGUUCUUCUGGCUCACAGUGGAGGGCUACAGGGUGACGGCACAGCAGCAACUGGAGGCCAUGCAGGGCUGGCAGGAAGAUGGCAAAAAGCAGCCCAGUGCCACCAAGGGGCUGCUAAAAGCCGCUGCACUGGGUGUCUAUGAACAAUACCUCUCGGACAAGGCGUCUCCCAGGGUGCAGGUGGACGAGGCAUCCGUAACAAUACUAGGGGAGAAGCUACAGAAAGAUGACCCCACACCAGAGAUAUUUGAUGAAAUCCAGAGAAAUGUGUAUGACAUGAUGCUACGUGAUGAGCGCUACUACCCCUCAUUCAAGCAAAGUCCUCUUUACGUCCGCAUGCUAGCAGAGCUGGACAUGUUGAAAGAGCCAAGCUACCGGGGAUCUGAUGACGGUGAUGGAGAAUCCUUCAAUGGCUCUCCCACAGGAAGCAUAAACAUAUCUUUGGACGACUUGUCAAACUCCUGCCAUGAUGAAUCUAUGCACCUACAUGCUUUCAUCUCCGACACAGCUGACGCUUGUCUCCCCGGCUUUUGGGGUGCUGCAGGGGUUUGCAAUGACCACGGUAAGACCUACGCGCUUUACGCCAUCACUGUGUUCAGACGCAACCAUGAUGGCAGUGAGGACUGCUGGAAGACCUAUCGCCGCUACUCAGACUUCCACGACUUCCAUAUGAGGAUCACUGAACAGUUUGAAAACCUGGCGUCUAUCCUUAAGCUGCCAGGGAAGAAGACAUUCAACAACAUGGACAGAGACUUCUUGGAGAAGAGAAAAAAAGACCUCAAUGCUUAUCUACAGUUGCUGCUGAACCCAGAAAUGGUGAAGGCCUGUCCAACUCUGAUUCCUUAUGUCUAUGACUUCCUAGAGAACAAGGCCUACAGCAAGGGCAAGGGAGAGUUUGCACGCAAGAUAGACACAUUUGUAAAUCCACUGAGGAGUUCCAUGAGAAACGUGUCCAACGCGGUGAAGGGCCUGCCAGAUAGUCUGGCUGAGGGCAUGACCAAGGUGUCUGAUAACAUGGGCCGCAUGUCAGAAAGACUGGGUCAGGACAUCAAACAGUCCAUACUCAAGGUGCCUCCACUCCUCCCCAAGUCUGACAUUGACCCUGAACACUGUCGAGUCUCUGCUCAGCUUGAUGACAAUGUGGAUGAUAACAUCCCUCUGAGGGUAAUGCUGCUACUGAUGGACGAAGUGUUUGACCUUAAGGAGAAAAACCAGUGGCUGCGCAGGAACAUUAAGAACCUGCUGCAGCAGCUCAUCAGGGCCACGUAUGGAGACACUAUCAACAGGAAAAUUGUGGAUCAUGUGGACUACUUGACCUCACCUGAGCAGGUUGCAGACUACGUCAAGAAGUUCAGGGAUUCCUACUGGCCCAACGGUAUUCUGGCUGAGACGGCGCCCCGCCGCGACAAGAGCAUCCGCAUGAGAACACGAAUAGCUGCCAAGACCAGUCUGCUGGGCAUCAUGCCAGACGAGCUGAAGCACAUCAUCGGAGCGGACACCACGAGAAAGGGCAUACUCCGCGUCUUCGACAUGUUUCAGUACCAACCCACGAACCGUCGGCUAGUCUACGUUUUCCUGGAGGGCUUCUUGGAGACGAUGUUCCCCCAGUACAAAUUCCCCGAGCUCUUUGUCAAGCUGCACUCCCGCUCACCACGCAUUCACAGAUAUAGCCAGAAACUGAAAUCCUCCUCUCUCAAGAGGUGACAGGAGAGGACAGAGGCAGCGGUACAUGGGCUGACUAGACACACACCGACUUGAGCGCUAAGAAUGGAUGGGGCUUGAUGUGAACGUUGGGGUAUGUGUGUGUGAUUUCUGCCCUUCCACUUUCCUCACACACUCUUUUCAGUGAAAACACUCCACUUAUCUAGCUGAUUAUUUCUGUCAAGACGGAAUUGAAGGAUGAACAACACUCUUUCCUCCUCUCACUCUGUGACACACACACACACACACACACACAUAUGCAAACAUAAAUCCUGUAGUUUGCACCCAGACUGAAAAUUAUCUUUUCUUAUAGUUUAGAUAUUUUCCCUCUUCCUUUUAGGACUUUUUAGUUGUUUAGCUUUAUCCUGGGCCAGCCAAUGCUGCUUUAUCCUAGUCCAGAGAGCAGACCAUAAAUACUGUAUUGUUUUUAAAUUACUAGUGUAGAUAGCAUAGACCCACACCUUGCCUUACCUUCCCGCUUCUGUCUUUUGGCCAGCACUCUACCAUCUCAAUGACCUGGCAAUUUGGCUGUAGUCAAACUUACCUUUAUGCUGUAGACAUUUUAUCUGCAAAAGCUGCACACUUGUGAACAUGCAACAAUAUUUGUUUUCAUAGCAACCAAAUAUGUCAAUAGCACUGGGUUAAAAAAGCGCUGUUUUUAAAAUGUGACUGAACAAAUAUGGGUCGAAAGAGAUGAUUUAGAAUUUUUUCAACCUCAAAGCCUCUCUUGAGACAUGAGUUGUUGUUUUUUUUCUCUUUCCAAGUUACAUUAUCUGUACCACCCAUGAUCCUGAAAGAAUAGAUCCACAUCCCCUUUAAUGCUACUGUCAUAACCUGUGAUGACCAAAGCUCAUGCUGUUCCAUACGUGUGUGUGUGUGUGUGUGUGUGUGUGUGUGUGUGUGUGUGUGUGUGUGUGUGCACUGGUUGGACAUUGGGAUACUCUGAACAUUACUGUGCUUUAUAUCCUUAAUCAUGUGAGGAAAGCGAAUGCAAAGUUGACCUUUACCGACCUAAAAGGUGAGGCUGUGAGGACAAACUGAAGUGUGUUAUAGUUGUGGGAGGCUCAGCUCUGGCUCUCCAAGCGCACUAUCAAAGAAUGUACUCUCUGGUCUAGUGUAUUUGGCUCGUGUAGAAUUUUGUGUGAAUGUGUGUGUGUGUUUAGCACGAAGAUGCAACCCUAUACAGUCAAAACCUGUGCCAGUGUGAGCUAGUGAACCAGCCUUAAAACUAUAAACAGUAUAUACUGACCAAGAGACGCACGCUAGAUAUAGCUCUCCGUCACUCGACUGAACGUUACAAGGAAAUCAAGAUAAAGAUAUGGAUAUAUAUCCCUAAUCACUUUUAUUCAGAAAAAUGUCUUUAAUUUUGUGCAAUAUUUUUUUUUUUCCUUUAAUGCAUGUGCAUUUUGAAUUAUUGUAUUCUGAAAAAAGUAAUUAUUUUGGUUUUAAUAAUAGAAAACAUGAAAGAAGCUUCCCCAGAAAUGUCUUCUUAUACAAACAACUUUACAUUCCGUUGUUGUAAAAGUACAAUGUUUAUUUUACGGACUUGUUUUAAAAGUCUGAAUUUUUUUGUUUUUGGUGUGUGGGGUAUUUUACACUUAUCCCUAGCCUACUCGUACAGAAUCUGUUUGGGUAUCAAUUGGACAGUGGUAGGGGGUUUUCUGUGUUGCAGCCCGAUGAUUAGGUCAUUGGACUAUAGCUAGUUUAGAGGCAGCCUCAAACAACUGUUUCUUUUUAACUCGUAAGUGGUGUUUUAUGCAUUCAAGUCUGUUCUGUUGAGGUUAAGAUCUUUGUUAUUAACCCGUCUGCUGGAGGGACCCCCCUUCCCUCUAUCCAAUAGGCUCACAGGAGAGCCAUAGCCAGUGACCAAUGGAUUCACUGCUAAGAAGCACUUACCGUAGCAACCGUGGGAGGGCCACUCCCAUUGACUGGACGGAGCUCCAUUCUGCUGCAGUCAUUGGAUGGAACCCCCUCGUCUGCUUUCAUUUGCUUGCACUGAGCAGCCCUGGUUGACUCUGAUUGGCUGAGUAAGAGGACACGAAUUGUAGCCUUGCUUACUGGGCGGUGAAUAUUUGUUCCCACGGUGAAGGAGGAGUCACUUCUAACUUUCUGUACGUCUCUCCAUACAGGAAGGCUUGUCUUUUUUUUUAAUCCCAGUAUUUAUGAAUCUAUGAUAAUGAAAAUUGUGCAUAUAUGUGUACAGUAUGUGUUAAUAGUGUGCCUAAAUGUACUGUCAACUCUAUUUUCAUAUUUUUCUUUAACCUAAAAAAAAAUCAAUCAGAAUGUCAUGAUCAUUUUACGCGACUGAAAAUGACUUUAGGAUGUUUUUUUGCAUCAUGCUUAUCAAACUCUUCCUUGUGAGCAAUUGUGCUCAGAUCAGUAUAACACUAAUAAAAGGUAACUCAGACUAACUGAC